Messenger RNA from Eremomyces bilateralis CBS 781.70, 1868 nucleotides. RefSeq lists its product as uncharacterized. Bases 408 to 1625 code for a protein of 405 amino acids. Gene Ontology annotation, biological process: monoatomic cation transport; transmembrane transport. Gene Ontology annotation, cellular component: membrane. NCBI's taxonomy places the organism in Eukaryota, Fungi, Ascomycota, Dothideomycetes, Eremomycetales, Eremomycetaceae. The transcript is spliced from 2 exons. The record is from RefSeq and is a predicted model, not a curated record. Gene Ontology annotation, molecular function: monoatomic cation transmembrane transporter activity.
AUGCGGAUCAUUCAUACUAGACUCUCUCCCAUACUACGACGGAUAUAAACAAUCUCAAUUGCAAUCGUAUGCCGCGAGCUUUGCGAAUAACGUAGCCUAUCCUCGUCCUCUUGUGUCUACACGCAGCGCAGCGAAUAGACAGGAAGGACUCCAUUGGGUUCCACCCCUUAAAUGACAUGGUCUUUCUUCGACCGCGUCGUGGAGCCUCCUUCAACACGCAACGUCUCCUGAACUUCAACAAACCCCUUGGCCAUCUUGAUAUUCUGAUAUCCGCAUUCCAACAACGACAGUGUCGCAUUCUCCAGACCGCCGCUCAUUCUCCGCUCAUUUCUUUACCAUGUACUCGGCCACCCGUUAGACCCUCUGCCCUUCGAUCCAGACGGAGGUAUCCCACAACCUCCUUCGUCAUGUCCGAAUCCUUCCAGCAGACGCGCCAGCACUCUGGUGGCCAUCAUCAUCACGAGGACAACGUAUAUCUGACCUCGACCAACAAGAACGAUGCAGGAGUUAGGAUCACAAGAGUCGGACUCUUCGUCAACCUGGGCAUGGCCAUCAGCAAAGGGAUCGGUGGAUACGUGUUUCAUUCGCAAGCACUUGCCGCCGAUGCCGUCCAUUCCCUCACCGAUCUCGUUUCUGACUUCAUGACACUUGCGACCAUCUCCUGGUCCCUCAAGCCACCCACCGAGCGCUUCCCUACCGGCUAUGGCAAAAUCGAGUCGCUGGGCUCCCUCGGCGUGAGCUCGAUUCUUCUCAUUGGCGGCACCCUCAUGGGAUGGGCCGCGCUCAUCGAUCUCUGCCACACCUACCUCCCCGCGGUGGCAGAAGGAAUGGAAUACCUAGGCAUUGCUGGGCAUGGCCAUUCACACACACAUAUCAUCCCGAAUAUACAAGCCGCCUGGAUCGCGGGAGGGAGCAUUGUUAUUAAAGAGUGGUUGUACCGUGCGACCCUGAAGGUUGCGAAGGAGAGAAAGAGCUCGGUGCUAGAAUCCAACGCGGUUCACCAUCGCGUGGACUCGCUCACGGCCAUCGCCGCGUUGGUAUCGAUCGCCGGGUCAAAUAUUGUUCCCUCGUUCAGGGGGAUGGAUGCUUUCGGCUCUCUGCUGAUCACGUACCUCGUGGUCCGGACCGGCUGGACGAACACCCGGACUUCCUUAAACGAACUUGCCGAUGCGAGCAUGGACGAGGAAGUCAAGGAGCGCGUGAUCAAGGAAGCCGAUCGCGCGUUAGACGACAUGAUGUGGGUCAAAUCCCAUCCGAACGCGCCGGUGGAGAUCCGGAGAUGUCAGGGCAUCAAAGCCGGGCAGAACUACUCCGUGGAAAUCGAGGUUGCGUGUCCGGCCACUUGGACCGUGGAGAAGACGCGGGUGAUCGAGGAGGAGGUUCGCGAGCGGGUGGGGAGCAGGGUGAGAGGGGUCAGGAGAGUACGGGUAAGGUUUGUGGGCGUGAAGGAGGAGGGGGAUCAAGGCUUCAUGGAUGAGUUUAUCAGCCCCAGCGUCAGUCAGAGGACCAGUCCGGAGCCGGAAUCGGAUCGAGAGUUCGAGGAGAGUGACGAGGAAGACCAUGGACAUCACCAUAGCCAUGGAUCCGGCCGCGAGAAUGGGGAUGGCAAGCUAAGAAAGCGUUGAUUGUAAUAGAUUCUGUUGGAGUAGACUUGUAUCUAUACCGCCUCCCGAUGGUUAAAAUACCUUGGUAUCUAGCAUGGUUGGUCGUCCGAUGGAUUCCCUUCUCCUGAACUGUGAAUCGUGGCUCUGCAACUGGUUACCUAUGAGUGGUCCUGAGUAUUCCCUUAGCUCGGGAUCAAAAUGACUCGAGUAGGUGUGUAUGUCUCAACUUCAUGCCAUCCAAGGGCUUGCUUCUUGCCUCUACUA